Molecule: messenger RNA, 3696 nt
Organism: Oreochromis niloticus (Nile tilapia)
Lineage: Eukaryota; Metazoa; Chordata; Actinopteri; Cichliformes; Cichlidae
Product: mucin-5AC
Exons: 22
Coding region: 715-3696 (993 amino acids)
Biological process (GO): regulation of glutamate receptor signaling pathway; regulation of postsynaptic membrane neurotransmitter receptor levels
Source: RefSeq, a predicted model, not a curated record
CAGAAAGUGAACAGGUGUCAGUUGUUCAUCUGGAAGCCACUGGGUACAUCAGAAGCGGUCCAAGCCCGACCUGAGACUAAAACUACGUUGACAAAAUCUGAGGAACGAUAUAUCUUUAAUUCAAUUUGUACCAUUAUUUGCACUGGAGAUAAGAAAACUUACAGGCAUGGACAGCAAACUAGUCCUCACUCUCAUGUUUGUGACGCUGACUGGGUGUUUCAUGGGCACUUAUGCUCAAACCACUACAGUGGCAUCCACAAUCAGUGUGACUCCAGUUCCAACAACCAUCACAAAUGCUACCAGCAACACCCCCACCACCACCACCACCACCACCACAGCACCAUCCAGCAACACCCCCACCACCACCAACACCAGCACCACAGCACCAUCCAGCAACACCCCCACCACCACCAACACCAGCACCACAGCACCAUCCAGCAACACCCCACCACCACCAACACCAACACCACAGCACCAUCCAGCAACACCCCCACCACCACCAACGCCAGCACCACAGCACCACCCAACACGACUGCAGCUCCAACAACACCUGCCCCACUGGUGCCUGACACUAAUGUGACAACUCUUAAUGCCUCUAUUACUAGAACUGAAUGUGGCAGGAAACAGCUGUGUGCAGCUCAGCCUCGUGACUGUGACCCCUCCAGCGGGGGAUGUUUCUUCCUUGGUGCCCAAAGGCUUGGAGGUCAAAAUUUUAUGUUUGACCUUGCAGGAGAAUCAGACGGCUACAUUGCUGCCACCCUGUCACGUAACACACAGGGAGUCAAUGACACAACCUACAUCUGUGCAAAUAACAAUGGUGUAGUCAAAUUCUUCAGUGCUCUUCUGAACAACGGCAAGCUGACUCUCACAACGCUUAAAGUCAACACUGUGAGGGGCAAAGUCAGUGGAAAGAAAAUCCAGUGUCAGUUUGCUGCCACAGUACCAGACUCUACUAGCACCACAACUAGAGCAGACACAAGCACUACAAGUUUCUCAGUGUCAGUCUCCAAUGGAACUUACAAUGCCAGUUCCGAGGAUCUGGGGAGCCCUACUGCCAAGAUAACAACUGGUGUGGUAGACCUGGCAAAUGUUAAUUCCACCACCACCACCACAGCACCAUCCAAUACGACUGCAGCACCAUCCAACACGACUGCAGCACCAUCCAACACCACCACAGCACCACCCAACACGACUGCAGCUCCAACAACACCUGCCCCACUAGUGCCUGACACUAAUGUGACAACUCUUAAUGCCUCUAUUACUAGAACUGAAUGUGGCAGGAAACAGCUGUGUGCAGCUCAGCCCCGUGACUGUGACCCCUCAAACGGGACAUGUUUCUUCCUUGGUGCCCAAGCGCUUGGAGGUCAAAAUUUUAUGUUUGACCUUGCAGGAGAAUCAGACGGCUACAUUGCUGCCACGCUGUCACGUAACACACAGGGAGUCAAUGACACAACCUACAUCUGUGCAAAUAACAAUGGUGUAGUCAAAUUCUUCAGUGCUCUUCUGAACAACGGCAAGCUGACUCUCACAACGCUUAAAGUCAACACUGUGAGGGGCAAAGUCAGUGGAAAGAAAAUCCAGUGUCAGUUUGCUGCCACAGUACCAGACUCUAAUAGCACCACAACUAGAGCAGAGACAAGCACUACAAGUUUCUCAGUGUCAGUCUCCAAUGGAACUUACAAUGCCACUUCCGAGGAUCUGGGAAGCCCUACUGCCCAAAUAAGAACUGGUGUGGUAGACCUGGCAAAUGUUAAUGCCACCACCGACAAUCAGAUUAAUGCCACCACCACCACAGCACCAUCCAACACGACUGCAGCCCCAACAACACCUGCCCCACUGGUGCCUGACAGUACUGUGACAACUCUUAAUACUUCUCUUACUAAAGAUAAUUGUAGCAAGACACAGCUGUGUGUUUCUCAGCCCUCUGGCUGCGACCCCUCCAGUGGGACAUGUUUCUUCCUUGGUGCCCAACAGCUGGGAGGUCAAAAUUUUAGGUUUUCACUCGCAGGACAAUCAGACGGCUACGUUGCUCUCACCCUGUCACGUAACACUACACCGGGAACCAAUGACACAACCUACAUCUGUGCAAAUAACAAUGGUGUAGUCAAAUUCUUCAGUGCUCUUCUGAACAACGGCAAGCUGACUCUCACACCGCUUAAUGUCAACACUGUGAGGGGCAAAGUCAGUGGAAAGAACAUCCAGUGUCAAUUUGAUGCCACAGUACCAGACUCUACUAGCACCAAAACGAGAGCAGACACAAGCACUACAAGUUUCUCAAUGUCAGUCUCCAAUGGAACUUACAAUGCCGCUUCUGAUUCUUUGGGGAGCCCUGUUUUCCAAAUAAGAACUAAUGUGGUAGAACUGGGAAAUGUUAAUGCCACUAUCAAUAAUCAGAUUAAUUCCAACACCACAGCACCAUCCAACACGACUGCAGCUCCAACAAUACCUGCCCCACUGGUGCCUGACAGUAAUGUGACAAUUGUUAAUACCUCUAUUACUAGAGAUAAUUGUAGCAAGACACAGCUGUGUGUUUCUCAGCCCUCUGGCUGCGACCCCUCCAGUGGGACAUGUUUCUUCCUUGGUGCUCAACAGCUGGGAGGUCAAAAUUUUAGGUUUUCACUCGCAGGACAAUCAGACGGCUACGUUGCUCUCAUCCUGUCACGUAACACUACACCGGGAGUCAAUGACACAACCUACAUCUGUGCAAAUAACAACAGUGUAGUGAAAUACAUAAGUGCUCUUCUCAACAACGGCAAGCUGACUCGCACAACGCUUAAAGUCAACACUGUGAGGGGCAAAGUCAGUGGAAAGAACAUCCAGUGUCAGUUUGCUGCCACAGUACCAGACUCUACUAGCACCACAACUAGAGCAGACACAAGCACUACAAGUUUCUCAAUGUCAGUCUCCACUGGAACUUACAAUGCCAGUUCUGAUGGUCUGGGAAGCCCUACUGCCAAGAUAACAACUGGUGUGGUAGACCUGGCAAAUGUUAAUGCCACUAUCAAUAAUCAGAUUAAUUCCAACACCACAGCACCACCCAACACAACUGCAGCUCCAACAACACCUGCCCCACUGGUGCCUGACACUAAUGUGACAAUUCUUAAUGCCUCUAUUACUAGAACUGAAUGUGGCAGGAAACAGCUGUGUGCAGCUCAGCCCUCUGGCUGUGACCCCUCAAACGGGACAUGUUUCUUCCUUGGUGCCCAAGCGCUUGGAGGUCAAAAUUUUAUGUUUGACCUUGCAGGAGAAUCAGACGGCUACAUUGCUGCCACCCUGUCACGUAACACACAGGGAGUCAAUGACACAACCUACAUCUGUGCAAAUAACAAUGGUGUAGUCAAAUUCUUCAGUGCUCUUCUGAACAACGGCAAGCUGACUCGCACACCGCUUAAAGUCAACAAUGUGAGGGGCAAAGUCAGUGGAAAGAACAUCCAGUGUCAGUUUGCUGCCACAGUACCAGACUCUACUAGCACCACAACUAGAGCAGACACAAGCACUACAAGUUUCUCAAUGUCAGUCUCCACUGGAACUUACAAUGCCAGUUCUGAUGGUCUGGGAAGCCCUACUGCCAAGAUAACAACUGGUGUGGUAGACCUGGCAAAUGUAAUGCCACUAUCAAUAAUCAGAUUAAUUCCAACACCACAGCACCACCAACACAACGCAGCUCCAACAACACCUGUCACACAUGGCCCUUGA